CCAGGUCGGUCGCGGGGGCUGUCGCUGCAAUGACUGACGUCAACCACGAACGCAUCUUCUGCGCCGAGCAGAUAAACGUCCCACAGGAACUGCCCCUCGUGCUUAAGGAGUUCACGAAAGAGGUCAGCGGGCGGCAAAAACGACAAUGAUUGACUCGUGAACUAUUUCACCGUAUUUGCCUGCCCAGAUCAUCAGAAGGAACCCCGUGGAGAGCGAAAAGGGUGCGCAAGACGGCAGAAUGUCUCUCUACUGACGGUUUGGUGUCUGUCUCACUGUCUGUGUGUGUCCGUCGCCAAUAUGAAGAUGUUGAGCUGGCGAAGCAGAAAAUCUAUGAGUGGGCAGCUGAGUACUUCAGGAAGAAGGCAAAUGGUAAGCCUCCCGCCCACGCAAGAAGAGACGGAUGACACGCAUGCGACCAUGGUCCUUUCUCGCGUAUGCAGAUCAGAGCAAAGAGUUGAAGAACUGAUCACCUGCUGCCUCUGCGUGAUGUCUGCCGCGCAACCGACAUGAAUGUUUGACAAUUACCUGAAUAAUCCAUCCCCACGG
Molecule: messenger RNA, 546 nt
Organism: Vitrella brassicaformis
Lineage: Eukaryota; Vitrellaceae
Source: the annotation of a GenBank genome assembly